Messenger RNA from Trichomonas vaginalis G3, 1500 nucleotides. RefSeq lists its product as uncharacterized. The transcript has a single exon. NCBI's taxonomy places the organism in Eukaryota, Parabasalia, Trichomonadida, Trichomonadidae. The record is from RefSeq and is a predicted model, not a curated record. Bases 1 to 1500 code for a protein of 499 amino acids.
AUGCAAUCUUCGAAUUCUAACAAAUUCGAGACUUUUACAGAGAUACUUAUGUACGUUCCAACUGCCAUUAUACUAUUUAUUUCAUUUACAUUCGCAAUUUAUAUACUUAAUUCGGAUAAUGAUCCUCCAGCCUUACCUACAAAUAGCAGAGAUUAUUCAUAUGAUUGCCCAUAUAUAAAACAAGAAAGUUUAUCAGUCAAUGAUUCGAGAUUGUCAUUUAAAUUUAAAGUUGGCGACUUUUUACAAUUUCCCAAGCAAACUGCAAUGUCAAUGCUAAAGGUUGAUGUACAAACAGGCCUAUUUAAAGCAACAUAUAAUAUGUCAAGCAUUUGGGAUAGACAAGGAAAUAUUUCAGAAAUUUCAUUUAACGUUCUACAUCCAAUUAUUGGAGAUGCUAUCAUAACAACACGAUGCGGCAACUACCCAAUCGCUUUCGACCAAAAAACAAUCUCUAGCGUUAAUAUUUAUCCCAUUGGAUUCACUAGAUUAAUGCAAGGCUAUUUUGCUUCAGCUAUAGUUGGAAAUGGUUGCUGGGAAAAUACAGAUAUUUCAUUUUUCAUUACUAACGACAUUCAAGUUCGUCCAUUUGUCGUUGGAAAAAAUGAUUUUCAACCAGUUGCCGUAAACAAUGGUAAUUUCGAUCCAAAAGCUUAUGCGGAUUACUUCAAUAUUACUUACUAUGAUUCUCCAAACGAUUUGGCCGUAAUGGCUGUGUUUGUAACUGCAAAUCCACAUUUUGCUUAUGAAACAAUCAUAGAUGUCAUAAUUCCUGUAUCAUUCUAUUCGAAAAGUAAUGAGGGAUCAGGACAUUGCCUUGUCCUCACCAAAGAUCAAAACGAUUUGCGUCCAAUUGUUGAAAAAAUUUUUGAUGGCGAAAUUAUUGAAAAGGAUAGAAAGGUUUGCUACAAGAAUGGUGCUGUCUUAACAUCAUCAACAGGACUGAGAUAUGAUAUUGACCCAGAUUUGCAUAAUUUCGAUGAAAAUCUUGGAUAUAUAAUUAGAUUCCAAGAAAUAUUCAAUAUUGACAGAGAAAUAUUUGCUGAUAUCAAACAGAAGUUCACAUCAAAGAAGAUGAAGAACAAACAAAUAACUGUUGUUGAGAAAUUGAAAUUUUUAAUUCCAACUUUGAAGAAUUUGUAUCCAAAGGCUAAAAUUGAGGUCAUACACGAUACAGAUUCUAUUUCAUAUAUAGCAAGUAUUGUUUCUAGGUCCAGAAUUUUAAUUGGGACAAAUAUCUUUAAUUUAGCUUAUUCUGUGUUCCUCAAUGAAGGAGCAACAUUGGUUGAAUACCAAAUAUCAGGUGAAGAAGGAAGUAAUUUGCUUUCAAAAUGGGCUGAAGUAACAAAAACAAAUUACUUAGUAAUUCCUCACAAAUACGACAACAAACCUAUAGAUUCAUAUUCAAAUUAUUUCAAAUUAGUUAAUCACCUUCCAUUCCCACAUCCAAAUCCUCAAUUAAUUAAGGAAAUUUUUGAUCAAAAAUUUCCAGAUCUGAAUUAA